AAGGCUCUGGCUUGGCAUCAGAACUGGGUCUGAGUCCCGGCUCCAAACGCACCCAAGCCGACACUGGGCAAGAUGGCCCACUGGCUGCAGCUCAGGCUCCUGGUCUGUCACCAAGAGCCUUGGUCCAGAUCCGGAUGGACUCUGAGCACAGUGCAUGCCCAGUCUGUGCUGGGGCUGUGGCCUGGGAGCCUGAGAUUGACAAGUACCUCUAUGCCAUGCGACUCUCCGACGAGACCUUGAUAGAUAUCAUGGCUCGCUUCAAGAAGGAGAUGAAGAAUGGCCUCUCUCGGGAUUCUAAUCCAACAGCCACAGUCAAGAUGUUGCCAACAUUUGUGAGGUCCAUUCCUGAUGGUUCUGAAAAGGGGGAUUUCAUCGCACUGGAUCUUGGUGGAUCUUCCUUUCGGAUCCUGCGAGUGCAAGUAAAUCACGAGAAAAAACAGAACGUCCACAUGGAGUCUGAGGCCUAUGAAACUCCUGAAAACAUCGUGCACGGCAGUGGGAGCCAGCUUUUUGAUCACGUCGCCGAGUGCCUAGGAGACUUCAUGGAGAAAAGGAACAUCAAGGACAAGAAGCUGCCCGUGGGCUUCACCUUCUCCUUCCCUUGCCGACAAUCCAAAAUAGACGAGGCCGUCCUGAUCACCUGGACGAAGCGAUUUAAAGCGAGUGGCGUGGAAGGGGCAGAUGUAGUCAAGCUGCUGAACAAAGCCAUCAAGAAGCGAGGGGACUAUGAUGCCAACAUCGUUGCCGUGGUUAACGACACGGUGGGGACCAUGAUGACAUGUGGCUAUGAUGACCAGCAGUGUGAAGUCGGCCUGAUCAUUGGCACUGGCACCAACGCCUGCUACAUGGAGGAGCUGAGGCACAUUGACCUGGUGGAGGGCGACGAGGGAAGGAUGUGCAUCAACACCGAGUGGGGGGCGUUUGGGGAUGACGGCUCCCUGGAAGACAUCCGCACUGAGUUUGACAGGGAGAUCGAUCGGGGCUCCCUCAACCCAGGAAAGCAGCUGUUUGAGAAGAUGGUCAGUGGCAUGUACAUGGGGGAACUGGUCCGGCUGAUCCUAGUCAAGAUGGCCAAGGAGGGCCUCCUGUUUGAAGGGCGAAUAACCCCAGAGCUGCUCACCCGGGGCAAGUUUAACACCAGCGAUGUGUCGGCCAUUGAGAAGAACAAGGAAGGCAUCCACAAUGCCAGGGAGAUCCUGACCCGCCUGGGCGUGGAGCCAUCCGAUGACGACUGUAUCUCCGUACAGCACGUGUGCACCAUCGUCUCCUUUCGCUCAGCCAACCUGGUGGCUGCCACACUUGGUGCCAUCUUGAGCCGCUUGCGUGAUAACAAGGGCACGCCCAGGCUGCGCACCACGGUCGGCGUUGAUGGCUCUCUUUACAAGACACAUCCACAGUAUUCCCGGCGUUUCCACAAGACCCUGAGGCGCCUGGUGCCCGACUCGGAUGUGCGCUUCCUGCUGUCGGAGAGUGGCAGUGGCAAGGGCGCUGCCAUGGUGACGGCUGUGGCCUACCGCCUGGCUGAGCAGCACCGGCAGAUCGAGGAGACCCUGGCCAACUUCCGCCUCACCAAGGAGAUGCUCCUGGAGGUAAAGAAGAGGAUGAGGGCCGAGAUGGAAGCGGGGCUAAGCAAGAAGACACAUGAAAAAGCCGUGGUCAAGAUGCUGCCCUCCUUCGUCCGCAGCACCCCUGAUGGCACUGAGCACGGGGACUUCCUGGCCCUGGAUCUUGGAGGAACGAAUUUCCGCGUGCUACUGGUAAAAAUCAGGAGUGGGAAGAAACGCACGGUGGAGAUGCACAACAAGAUAUAUGCCAUUCCCAUCGAGAUCAUGCAGGGCACAGGCGAGGAGCUCUUUGACCACAUCGUCUCCUGCAUCUCCGACUUCCUGGACUACAUGGGCAUCAAAGGACCCCGGAUGCCACUGGGCUUUACAUUCUCAUUCCCCUGCAAGCAGACAAGCCUGGAUGCGGGCAUCUUGAUCACCUGGACCAAAGGCUUCAAGGCUACAGACUGCGUGGGGCACGAUGUGGCCACCCUGCUGCGGGAAGCCAUCAAAAGGAGAGAGGAGUUUGAUCUGGACGUGGUGGCCAUGGUCAACGACACAGUGGGCACCAUGAUGACCUGUGCCUAUGAGGAGCCCACUUGCGAGAUCGGACUUAUCGUCGGGACGGGCUGCAAUGCCUGCUACAUGGAAGAAAUGCGGAACGUCGAGAUGCUGGAAGGGAACGAUGGGCUGAUGUGCAUCAACAUGGAGUGGGGCGCCUUUGGUGACAACGGCUGCCUGGACGACAUCAGAACCAACUAUGAUCGACUGGUGGACGAAUAUUCCUUAAAUGCCGGCAAGCAGAGGUACGAGAAGAUGAUCAGCGGCAUGUACCUGGGGGAGAUUGUCCGCAACAUCCUCAUCGACUUCACCAAGAAGGGCUUCCUCUUCCGGGGGCAGAUCUCCGAGCCACUCAAGACACGGGGCAUCUUUGAGACCAAGUUCCUCUCUCAGAUCGAGAGUGACCGGCUCGCGCUGCUCCAGGUGCGGGCCAUCCUCCAGCAGCUGGGUCUGAACAGCACCUGUGACGACAGCAUCCUUGUCAAGACCGUGUGUGGGGUGGUGUCCCGGAGGGCUGCGCAGCUGUGCGGCGCAGGCAUGGCUGCCGUGGUGGACAAGAUCCGUGAAAACAGGGGGCUGGACCGCCUCAACGUGACUGUGGGCGUGGAUGGCACACUCUACAAGCUUCAUCCACACUUCUCCCGAAUCAUGCACCAGACCGUGAAGGAACUGUCGCCAAAGUGUAACGUGUCCUUCCUCCUUUCGGAAGAUGGCAGCGGCAAAGGGGCGGCGCUCAUCACGGCCGUAGGCGUGCGACUCCGGGGAGAGCUGGGCAGCUAAGAGCCAAGGGUGGAGGAAUUCCCCCGGCCCACUGCCCUUCCAGCAUUUCUCUCUGCCAAGCAACGACCCCUGUUCCUCCCAGUGUGCGGUGCUGGGACACGCUGGCGUCAGAGCCUGCCACCGCCCCGCCGCCAGCACUGCUGCAGCAGGGAGAAAGACACCACCCAACUAACGGUGUAUAACCUAGGGUACAGUGUAGAGUGUGUACUGCUGGUAAUCUCUCCCCUGGAUUCCUCCUCAACUGCCCUGCCACUCUGCAUGAUUUGAUUUCAACCUGGUCGUCCGUUCCCCACAUGUGAUGUGUAGUGGCAUCCAUUUCGACUGUAUGCAUUUACCCACCUGAUUAUUUAUUGGCUCGAGAUGAAAAAUCACAGCACCUUGCCUCCGAAGCUCGCCGUUGGAGUCCUCUCCCCUCCCCACGCCGUGUGACAUGUCUAUUAUCACCAGCAGACACUGCCGGGCUUCCACCUUCCGGGACAUGCGGCCUGGAGUGUGGACAUGGCGUUAGCCGCCCCUCCUCCAUCCCGUCAGGAUGCAGCAACGCCCCUAGAUCGUGUGUCUGUGUACCCCCAAUCCUAGCCACGUCGUUGGCAGUUUUGGCGUUGUUUGUCUUGCAGGGGGAAGGUGGACCGUCCUGGGGGAGAUUGUCUUGUCUGUGUUUGGGUCAAAGGAACCAGUCAGCCCUCCAUGCUGUCAUUGGAAUCUCCCAUCGCUUCUGUGAGCCAUGUUGUAUGAUCUAGUAAACUUUGUACCGAUUCAAA
This is a messenger RNA of Ochotona curzoniae (black-lipped pika), 3646 nucleotides long. RefSeq names its product hexokinase 1 (gene HK1). Gene Ontology annotation, molecular function: D-glucose binding; glucokinase activity; fructokinase activity. Bases 135 to 2885 code for a protein of 916 amino acids. Gene Ontology annotation, biological process: glycolytic process; glucose 6-phosphate metabolic process; intracellular glucose homeostasis. The record is from RefSeq and is a predicted model, not a curated record. Gene Ontology annotation, cellular component: cytosol; mitochondrion. The transcript is spliced from 18 exons. Lineage: Eukaryota; Metazoa; Chordata; Mammalia; Lagomorpha; Ochotonidae.